GAUCAUGUUCGAUUUGCUCUGGUGUCAAACUCAAUAUGUAAUCAUUAGGGCUAGCUGAAGAUGGCCUCGUAUUGGUGAGUUCGGCCAUUUUAUUGAUUUAUGAUGAACGAUGUGUGGGUUAACUUGAAGUGCACGGACAAAUUGGACAAGAAGGUGCGACAAUGUCGCAAAAUCCUGGAGUCUCUACAUGCCAUCACCACAAGACUAGCAACUUAACCCCAUAAUCUGUACACAAGGACUCCUAUAAACCUUCGAACUAUCUAGAUGUCAUCAUUUCCUGGUCCGCCACCAACUGCUGAUGCUUUGGAAAAGAAUCCAGAACUCAUCAAAAGUAUCGAUGAGAGAGUCUUCUAUGAUCAAAACUCCAAGAAGUGGCUUUUUGAACUCACUGAAGGCGAUACCACUAAUGAAUAUGAGUACAAUUUUGAUUCACAACAAUGGACGCUAAAGAUAUUACCCAAUAAGCGUUCUAGAGAUGAAGCAGCCAUAGAUGAGGAGGAGGAGCAGAACAAGCUAGAAUUGAAACGUCUCAAGAAAGAGAGGUCAAUGAGAAUUAAGGCCGAAAUAGCAAAGCUCAAGAGUGAAAGGUUGGAAAACUUGAAGAAAAAUACAGACUCCACAGCCGUCUAUGUUACCAACUUGCCAGAAGAUGUUACAGAAGAGGAACUAGCUACCACCUUCGGUAAGUAUGGCUUGUUAUCGGAGGAUUACAAUACUGGGAAAGCAAGAAUAAAAUUGCAAUACGAAGACGAAAAGUUUAAGAGAGAAGCAUUAAUUAUAUAUUUGAAUAAGGAGAGUGUUCCCCUUUCCAUAGAAAUGCUUGAUGAUUCAUUAUUAAGGCAGACCGACAAAGAAAGAAUACGAGUAGAAGCUGCUCAAUUUAAUUCAGAAAAACUGAAGGAAAAGAAACCAUUAUCGGAAGAAGAAAAGAAGCGCAUUAAACAAACUAAUGACAAGUUGAAAGCAAAAGUUACCAACUGGGAUGAAGAUCUUGAUGAAGCCUCGAAGCUUGAACGUUUUAAUGAAGCAAAACGUAAGAUCUUGGACAAAAUUGUUGUGAUCGAUCAAAUGUUCCGAGAAGACGAAUACAAUAAGGAUCCCAUGCUUGAAAUGGAUAUCAAAGAAGAUAUACAAGAGGAGUGUAACAAGUUGGGAAUAGGAAACGAUAUUACCAAAAUAUCCUUUGAAGAGAACGGUAGGGUAAAAAUAAAAUUCGGAAAGAUUGAGCUGAGUAGAAUUUGCAUAGAAAAGUUCAAUGGAAGAUAUUUUGAUGGGAUAAAAUUAGAAGUUCAUGUCGAAGGUUCUAAAUCAUAAAGUAGCACGUUGAAAUACUGUAACGGAGGUCAAAGCUUACUAAAUCGUAUUUUAUAGAUUUCCACUACUCGAUCAUGAGAAAAGUAUUAAUGGAGG
Messenger RNA from Suhomyces tanzawaensis NRRL Y-17324, 1410 nucleotides. RefSeq names its product U2 snRNP complex subunit. NCBI's taxonomy places the organism in Eukaryota, Fungi, Ascomycota, Pichiomycetes, Serinales, Debaryomycetaceae. Gene Ontology annotation, cellular component: U2 snRNP; U2-type spliceosomal complex. Gene Ontology annotation, molecular function: RNA binding. The coding region runs from base 265 to 1314 and encodes 349 amino acids. The transcript has a single exon. The record is from RefSeq and is a predicted model, not a curated record.